Messenger RNA from Plasmopara halstedii, 219 nucleotides. RefSeq lists its product as uncharacterized. The coding region runs from base 1 to 219 and encodes 72 amino acids. The transcript has 2 exons. Lineage: Eukaryota; Oomycota; Peronosporomycetes; Peronosporales; Peronosporaceae. The record is from RefSeq and is a predicted model, not a curated record.
AUGGAAGUGGACCGUACCGAUCCAUACUACAUGUUUAAUAUUCUCGUGGUGAUAUUUCUCACGGCGCGAUUAAUAGUGUCAUCGUUACCAUGUACAAGUUUGGCGUGGGAAUGUAACCAAGUAAGGACCAGUCGAAAGGGAAUUGCUGGGAAUCUAUUAGGAGUCGCCAAGCAUCGCUUAAUCAUACCGUGCAUGUGUACAGACGACACAGCACGUUAG